Messenger RNA from Beauveria bassiana ARSEF 2860, 1944 nucleotides. RefSeq names its product carboxyl transferase domain-containing protein. Gene Ontology annotation, molecular function: methylcrotonoyl-CoA carboxylase activity. Gene Ontology annotation, cellular component: mitochondrion; methylcrotonoyl-CoA carboxylase complex. Gene Ontology annotation, biological process: L-leucine catabolic process. The record is from RefSeq and is a predicted model, not a curated record. The transcript is spliced from 3 exons. NCBI's taxonomy places the organism in Eukaryota, Fungi, Ascomycota, Sordariomycetes, Hypocreales, Cordycipitaceae. The coding region runs from base 1 to 1944 and encodes 647 amino acids.
AUGCGGCUUGAUGCGGCGACCCGGCUACCCCGGGUUUCGCGGUCGCGAUGGGCUCGGCUUAAGUCCCCAAUCGUGUGCGAAACGCUGCAAUUUCUCUUCCUCAAAAUCUUCCAGAACCGCAGCACAAAAGGCGGAACAGGUCAAUCACCCAAGUACAAGAGCUCUCUUCAAAGAACCACUUAUCUGCGGCUGCGAUUCUCGUUCUUCCUCUACCAUCGCAGCACAACAAUGUCCUUCUCGCGACCCUCACAACAGGCGAUGCGCCUAAGCCGUCAGCUCGGCCGCCAACCCCCCGCCGCCAGAGUCAACUGGCAACUGCGCAGCGUCGCCAAUCUCAGCUCGCCGCACCAGGCAGCCGCCAUUUCGCGAAUCCAGAGCAGUGUCGACACUUCUUCAGACGAGUACAAGGAGAACCGGAAGCAAAUGGCCGAGGUCAUGACACAGAUGCAGGACCUCUCCACCAAGAUCCAGCUGGGCGGCUCGGAAAAGGCACGCGCCAAGCAUCUCGCUCGCAAGAAAAUGCUGCCCCGCGACAGAGUCACCGCACUCAUUGACCCCGGCACAACGUUUAUGGAGCUGUCGCCAAUAGCUGGCUACGAGCUGUAUCCCGAGGCCGAGGUCCCCGCUGGUGGCAUCAUCACCGGUGUAGGUGUCGUUGAGGGCGUCACCUGCGUCAUUGUUGCCAACGACAGCACUGUCAAGGGCGGCACAUACUACCCUAUCACAGUUAAAAAGCAUCUACGUGCUCAGGCAGUUGCUCAAGAAAACAAGCUCCCCUGUAUCUACCUCGUCGACAGCGGUGGUGCCAACCUGCCUCACCAGGCUGACGUUUUUCCCGAUCGCGACCACUUUGGCCGGAUCUUCUAUAACCAGGCGCGCAUGAGCUCCAAAGGCAUACCCCAGAUCGCCGUAGUCAUGGGUCCUUGCACAGCAGGCGGUGCCUAUGUACCCGCAAUGAGUGACGAAAGCAUCAUUGUCCAGGAACAGGGCCACAUCUUCCUCGCUGGCCCUCCUCUCGUCAAGGCUGCGACCGGAGAACUUGUUAGCCACGAAGACCUCGGUGGUGGUAAAAUGCACUCUUCCGUCUCCGGUGUAACCGACUACCUGGCCGUCGACGAUGCCCACGCUAUUAUUCUCGCCCGCCGCUGCAUCAGCAACCUGAACUGGCCCGAACGCUCCGCCGCUACGAAUCCGCCUGCCAAGACCUUUUCUGAGCCUCUUUACGACCCGGAAGAGCUCCUCGGCAUCGCCACGACCAACCUGCGCAAGCCAAUGCCUAUUCGUGAGAUUAUUGCACGCAUCGUUGACGGCUCCGCAUUCUCCGAGUUCAAAAGAGACUACGGCACUACCCUGGUGACCGGCUUUGCCGAGAUCUACGGUCAUAAGAUCGGCAUCGUCGCCAACGACGGCAUUCUCUUUGCCUCCUCCGCCAUCAAGGGUGCUCACUUUGUUGAGCUCUGCACUCAGCGUGGCAUUCCUCUCGUCUUCCUGCAAAAUAUCUCUGGCUUCAUGGUCGGCUCUGCUUCCGAGCGUGAGGGUAUCGCCAAGCACGGCGCCAAGCUUGUUACCGCUGUCGCUUGCGCCGACGUGCCUAAGUUUACUGUUGUUGUCGGCGGUAGCUACGGCGCGGGCAACUACGGCAUGUGCGGCCGCGCAUACAGUCCGAGAUUCCUGUGGAUGUGGCCGAAUGCUCGCGUCGGUGUUAUGGGUGGUGAGCAAUUGACUGCUGUCAUGGAGACUGUUGGACAAAAGGUCGACCCCGAACUGCGAGCCAGAAUCGAUCGCGAGAGCGACGCAACCUUCUCUUCCGCUCGACUUUGGGAUGACGGUAUCAUUCCCCCGCAGCAUACCAGACAUUACCUUGGACUAGGUCUGAAGGCUGCUAUGGCCGGUAGAAACGAAGUCAAGGCAGGUGAUACCAAGUUUGGUGUCUUCAGAAUGUAA